CAAUGUCGAUCUGAAGCAGAGACGGCGAUAAUUUGAUACUGUAUCUAUUGCUUCAGCCGUCGCACGCCGCAUUUCCUCAUCUCGUUGGACAGUCUCAUAUACUGGCUGAUGCCUGUAUAAUGGCUUAAUCUGACGACUUGACGCGUAACUGGGAUUUUACAAUCCUGCACCCUGCGAAUACUUUCUUUAACUACAGGAACCCACCCAAGCUCAAAGACAAGCUCCAACUACUAAUAAUCAACUGGGGGAGACAAAGACAGCCAGGAGAAGGCUCUGGCAACAUUGCCGGCACUCUCAGUUCUAUAUCUAUCGUCCUAACCCCAAUGAUGGUAGUGGAACGCUUCGGCUCGUGAUCGAUAUCGAUACCCGACCUCCCUUCGACUUGAGGCAACUCCAACCCACGCCAGCCAACAGAACAACCUCCCUCAUCAUGUCGCAGUAUCCCCACGGAUAUGGCCAGUAUCAUGGCUCCCUUCCCCAUUAUUCAUAUCCGUAUCAAUCUCCUGCAGCUUACACACCGCCGGUGUAUGGUUCGCCCCCCGAUCCUCGCGCAGCAGCCGCGCACUACGCAAUGUCACAGAACUCUUUCAACCACAAUGCGAACACGAUACCAGGGCUGGGCAUAGUGGGAACCCCUAAUUCUGGAAGCGCGUACAACCCGCCCGGACUGGGUGGCUGGGUCCAGGGACAGGGCCAUGGCCAGGCCCAGACUCCUUCAUAUUCGGCAGGCGCGCCCGGUCUUGCGGUCCAGCAGCCCGUCCCUAUGCCCGAUUCCUUCCCUCAAGAACCCCAACAGCAGUUUCCUACCCGUCAUGACCCACCCCAAGCUUCAAAUCGAAUCUCAAAUACAGACGAAAUGGGGAGGCAGGGCAGUGAGGAGAUGGAAGAGGGCGAGCUGAGUGAAGGUCAGUUCGAGGAUCUCUACGAGCCAAGAGAACCGGCUCUGGUUUCGACUUCUCGCAGUGCAAAUCAAGCUCCUCCCCAACAAGGGGGUUCGAAUGCGGACAUGAGUCGCGGUGCUAGUGUUGUUGACACACCUGAAGCUGGAUUCUACUUGACUGAAGAGGAAGAACCGGUCGCUGGGGCGGCUAAGAAUGGCAUGGGUGCAGGUCGCGAACGGUCUGGAUCAUAUUCUCCAUACUUGUCCCCAAGAGAGAUCCAAUGCGACAGAACGCCAAAUGACGGAAAUCUAAGUCCUCAAGCUCACCCACCAGCCCAAUAUUCACAUUUGCCGAAGGCCAAUGAGCACAGCCAACAGGUACCUGGGCUACAGCAUGCGGCUGGUCUAGACUCAAACGGCUACACCGUCAAAGACCUGCCAUCCCCACGCAGUCAAACGGCACAUCAAGCAAACGGGAGCCAGUGGGCUUUCAAGUCUUUGGACGAAGCCAAGAAAGAGGCCCAAAAAGCAAUUCUUAGGCUUUGGCCAUUGGGCGUCAAGUUCCAACACUACAUCGACGAAGGAUUUGAUGAGAAGGUGAUAAAGUCGCUGUUCGACGCACUCCAUCUCGACAUCUCGACUGGCAGGCCCAAGGAACCUGAAUCACGGCAGGCCCCGGCACAAGAUUCGACUUCGAAACCAGAAGCUCAGGCUGCCAUGCCUUCUAAACCCCCAUCCGCAGGCGACCAAGCCGCCGCACACGGUCAGAAACCAGCAGAGACUUCGAAGCCUGAGGCAGCUGAUAGAUCGGAGGAACGCAAAGACCGUAUUGCUCGUCUCCUGGCCGCCAAAGCUGCAAAGACUGCUCCUACUCAACCGGAUCCACCAGCCACAGCCACAGCCAUGGAGAGUGGGACAUCGGCUUCGACAGGAAAGCCCAAAACCAGAGAAGAAAAGGAACUACUUCUCCAGCAGAAAAUGGAGGCUCUGCGAAAGUCACGCGAAGCUCGUGCGCAGAAGGCCGAUUCCAAAGAGCCUUCGCCUUCCUCGAGGCCCGAUAGCGCUGAAGCGUCGGCAUCUGCUGCUCCACAGCCAGAACCAGACCAGCCAGAACCAGACCACCGCCCUGCCCCUAUCCAGUCUGUGACAACUGGCACAUCACCCAGCUCUAAUACUCCCUUAGCCCAAGAAGUCGUGCCGGAGCAAACGCCCCAAGCGUCUGGCUCUAUCCCAGGUCUCACUCUCUCAUCAACGGAACAGCCGGUGCAGUCCAUCAACCAGCGUAAGCGUCCCGUCGCCAUGGAUUUUGUCGAUUACCCAUCGACAGUGGGCUCCCUCAAACGCCCGUUCGGUCAAGAACGAGAAGACUCGUCACUUGUUAUUGAUGUCAGCGAUGCAUCUGACGAGGAAAUGGACAUUGACAUGGACGAUGAUUCACCCACCGAGCCCUCUGCCGUCAUUCAACGCACCGACAGCUCAGCUCGCAAAGGGCCUUCGAUUCGCGACUUUCCGCCCUUGACAGACGCGUCGCAGCGGCAAUAUUCUAGCCCCGCGCCGCCCAGUCGCACUCCACCGACUGCAUUCCCGAAUGGAAAGCCGCGAGUAUCCGAGUUGGACCGGAAAGAGAAGGCGAUUCAAGAAAUGCGGCGGAAGAUCGCCGAGGCUGAGGCGAAGCGAAAGGCCAAGAAGGCCUCUGGAGGCUCGCAGACGCCCAACGCAGAUGCCGUCACGCCACCAGAACCAAGAGAUGGCGAGACGCCCAGGCCGCCUUUAAGCAGAGUCGUUUCCACGAGUGACGUCGAGAUGUCUGACGGUCCAUCGGCACAGCUAAUCUCAGAGUCUGGCUCAGCGAAGCUUCCAAAGCCCUCCGAGACACGCCUCAGGGAUGAGUUUCGGGCCGAACGUCGGGGGCGGAUCGCAAGUCUCGACCUUCCACGUAUCGAUGGCACCUUGCAAGAGAAGAUUAAUAAGCUGAAACGGCUUCGAGAGGAGGAAGCAAGGCUGCAGGCGGAGAUCGACGAAGGCUUGGCAGAGAAGAACAAAUUAACAGACGAGCUGAUCCAGCUUGACGAGGAGAUUCCGGACGAGUCCCGAGAAGGGGUCGGGCAGCCUAUUGAAGACGCCUCAAAUGCACCGAGGAUAACGUCACCUGCCGUCCAGACGAACUUGUCGCCCAAGCUAACUACCUCCAUUGGCGAGAACACUGGUCCGACAAUCCAUGGUUCGGUCACGGAGGAGGCUGCGCCUUCUCCGAGCCAGAAUACUCGUGGCCAGUCUCCGGCCUUGGUCGAGAAUGCCCACCCCUUUAGAGACCAGGAGCAUAAGGGUGAUGUCCAGCCUAACGAUGAAGGCAAUGAACCACCGGAACGCGUCAUCUCCCCCGGCAUCGCGUUGCCUGAUGCUCCUCGGCAACCAUCUACCGCAGAAGUCGGGAUGAACCCCGAGCAAGGGACAACCGAAUUCUCUACCCCAUCCGCCCCAUCCGCCCCAUCCGCCCCAUCCGCAAGUAGCGAACCGACACAGGAAUCUGCCACUAUGGGUACCGUAAUGAGCGAGCCUGCUCCGAUCGAGACUCCCCAGGAGGACGGCGAGAUACAGUCCGACUCUUACGAACCGCCGGAACCGAUGGAACAAGACUCGGCAGACCAUGUGACGAGCGCAUCGUCGCCUUUCAGCCCUGCGCCUGCCGCCGACUCUCCCGCGGCUGACAACACCGAUGACCAGAGAAUCAGGAACACGACAGGGACUUCACCAUUGCUAGCUCAAAUCUCCCUCGUUGCACAGCCCCGCGAUUCGGUUCAGGAGAUGGAAGCUACUGCGAUCCCCAGCGAAGUUGAGACCGCGUCGGAGCAGAAAUCCGAGCCAAGCUUUGGAGCCUAUGAGAGCCCCCUGCAGUACUUCCGUGCCUACAGGUUCCACCCCGAGUACCGCAGCAGAGUCUCGGGCGGCCUGAAGUCAUUGACCUAUAGUAGCAGAAUCGACCCCAACAGGGAGCUUUGCCCGUACGAUCUCAGCAGCCAGCCGUGCCCGCAAGGGGAGUCGUGCCAGCUCCAGCAUUUCAGGUCUAUUAUUGCGCCCGAUGACCAAAUUCUCCUCGAGCUGGGCAGGGCCGACGACUACACGGGUGAACAGAAAAACCGGUUUAUCCAGGGCCUCCGGGAGCUCCUCCAGAACUUCCGUGCCAACAAGAUUAGAGAUUUUGAGACCAUAGCCACCGGGAUCAUCGAAUUCCGAUCGCGGUUCUUGGGCGAUAAGUCCAAGGUUCUCCACCUGGAAGGGGUCGCCAUUUGAUCAAUCUACAACGCUGCUAUGCUUAGCCGCUUUAAGGAAGUCAUUGCUCUAUUUUCUCCGCAAGCAAGUCGACAUGCUUAUCACUACGACGGAUAUAUCCUACAAAAGGCGCGUCACUAGAUAAUCCGAGACCCAAUAAACUCCUUGUUGCUUGUAUUGCCAUCUAUACCAAUAACCUAAAACC
Molecule: messenger RNA, 4355 nt
Organism: Phialemonium atrogriseum
Lineage: Eukaryota; Fungi; Ascomycota; Sordariomycetes; Cephalothecales; Cephalothecaceae
Exons: 5
Coding region: 431-4171 (1246 amino acids)
Cellular component (GO): exosome (RNase complex); nucleus
Molecular function (GO): metal ion binding
Source: RefSeq, a predicted model, not a curated record